GCUUGCACACAUCUGUGACGUCACAGACUUUUUGAAUGUUUAUGUUUACAAAAGUUUCAUAGCAGCAGGUGGAAGUUUAAUGAGAAAUAGGUUCGGAAAAUGUUGAUUUCGUUAAGAAAUGAUCAUAAGCAGCAUCUGCAAUUACUAAUAGAGCAACCUGAGCAAGUUGUAUUGGAUUUUUGCAAAUUGGCUUCAGAUUUCAUAGAGAAUGGACCAAAUAAAAAAAUUUACCAAUCUGCAGCCUCCAAACUUAGUGUGACCACAGAAGACAUUCAAAAUUGCAUUUAUGGGAUAAUCAAUUUGGUUUUAUUGGCAUGUAGACAUAAGCUCUCAGAGGCUGACUUCCGGGAUUCGGUUUUAACAUUAGGCUUCUCAACAGAUCAAGAAGCAAUUUUAAGUAAAUUUUAUGAAACUAAAAAAGAUGAUAUCCAUAAAGUACGUCGCCCCGAGUUUAAUGACCCCCACUUUAAUGACUUAGAUUGGAGGUUUGAGGUCCAGUUAGCUUCGAGAUCUCUCCUUCAACAAGUAACACCAUUAAUUACCAUGGACCUCUCUCUUAGAACUUCCAAAUCAGACGGAUCUGACCCAGAAAUAGAGCAUCAUUUGCUUCAGACCGAUCCUACUAACUUGGUCCAUCUUGCUAAUGAGCUCGAAAAUGCACUGAAUGAGUCGAAGAGCAACUACUCAAGGAAAAUUCAAAAAACUUUGAAAAAUAUGCAGUUGUAGAUAAAUUAUUGUGAGUUUUGUUAUGUAUUCUAAAUAUAAUAUAUAUUUAAUGAAUUU
This is a messenger RNA of Anthonomus grandis grandis, 783 nucleotides long. Its product is annotated as COMM domain-containing protein 2. The transcript is spliced from 4 exons. Lineage: Eukaryota; Metazoa; Arthropoda; Insecta; Coleoptera; Curculionidae. Bases 100 to 726 code for a protein of 208 amino acids. The record is from RefSeq and is a predicted model, not a curated record.